This is a messenger RNA of Penicillium hordei, 978 nucleotides long. RefSeq lists its product as uncharacterized. The coding region runs from base 1 to 978 and encodes 325 amino acids. The transcript is spliced from 2 exons. The record is from RefSeq and is a predicted model, not a curated record. Lineage: Eukaryota; Fungi; Ascomycota; Eurotiomycetes; Eurotiales; Aspergillaceae.
AUGCUCCCCCCAAUCCCAAUCCCCUCCUUUACAACCCUAGCCCUAUCCCUCCUCCUCACCAACCUAGCAACGAGCACAACAACCAAAAACGAACCCCAACUUCUCUCCAACGUCUCCCUCAGCGCGGACGAUGCAUUCUCCCUCUUCAGCGAGAACCCCGGUCUAAACGCCCGCGCCUUAGAAUGCAACGUCGGAUACAGCGAAUGCGCCUACGACACAAGUCGCUGCUGUCCGUCCAGCGGGAAAUGCUGCGGGAACGGGUACUGCGCUGACAUCGGCGAGGCGUGCUGCACAGGCGGUGGCACGUGUGCGGCUGGAUACAAGUGCUGUGACGGGACGACGGGAUGCGCGCCGAUAGGCGGGGAGUGCUGUUCUGGCGGUUACUAUUGUCGGGCCGGGAAGAAGUGUCGCAUCUAUGACGGGGAGAAGGUUUGUUGUCCGUUGAGUGGCUGUAUUGGGGAAAAUGAUGGCAUUGGGUCUGGUGGUACGCUUACGGCUCCGGAUGUUACGUCUACGGAGACGGAGGUUGAGACGACUCGGGCUACGACGACUUAUGUUGAGGUUGAUUGGGAUUAUUAUUAUACUACUAUCUACUGGACUUAUUGGUUCUAUUACUGGACUUCUUAUGCCCCUUACACUGUUCAGACGGUUACUUCAACUACCACGAGUACACGUACUAUCUGGUCUGUUUAUGCGACAGAUAGGGCUGAAGCGACGUCGUCGCUUAGCAGGAAGUCGUCUAGUUACUCGUUCUCGACUCCUUAUGAGGCGACUUCUCUUAAAAGCUCGACUGCGCCUGUCACCUUGUCGACUGGUGCUGCCGCUCCGUCUGCUACCGUGUCUGAUUCAACAGAUGACACUGUUGCAGCUGGUCCAGUUAUUGGGGCAAGUUCCGCGGAGAGUAUGAGCGUUAGUGGAACUGGCAUCCUAGCUGCUGUCUUGGUUGCUGCGGUUGGUGGAUUGGCCUUUGGGCUGUGA